ACUGUCCAGAGCCGGACAGGCAGCUAGCUGACCACCACAGGAGUUUACAAACCUCUGACCCAACGCGGCGCUGGAAUUUGGAAACUAACGGAUUUCUUUUCCCCAAACAAGGCUAAAAGACUCGCCGCGAUGGAGAUGUAUCAGGCUGGAUAUUACUACGAAGACUUCAGAUCGCAAGAAGUCCCAUCCGGGUUCGACUGCGGAUCUUAUGAUGCCAGCGGAGACGAUCUGUCUUUCAUGGUGGACAGCACCGUGACGGGACACCAGAGCUUCCCCGAGGUGUACGACGACCUGCCGAAGGAGUUCGGGCUCUACAGCUCCAAAGCGGGCUACAGCGACUCCGGACUGUUCGAUCUGGACUGCUACUCCGACCAGCAGUACUGGACAGCGCACACAAAUGGAGGCAGCGGGACUGCAGUAGACCCUGCCCAGGGGGUGUACCAGGAGCCCAGUCACUCGGGACAGAGCUAUCAGACUCUGCUCCCGGUAGGGCACCUGGCUCCGAGGGACGAGAACAGCGCUUCCGCCGUCGACGGCCAGAAUCACUAUCUGCCUCUGACGCAAGAGCCCCAGCCGGCAGGGGGCAGCGCAGUCAGCUUGGAGCACCUCGGUUGUCCGGAUCCAAGCUACGCGCACGGCGGCCUGGUUUUCAAAUCCGAACCCCAGGAACCCCCUCGGCAUUGGAGCGAUUUUAUCCCUCCCAGCAGCGGCCGGCCCCCCAGGGAGUACGCCUCGCCCCCCGCCCUCCCCGCGGAGCGCUGCUGCCACCGUGUGGCCAAACACAGAACGCCAAGACAAGCCUCUCAGAGGGCUGGGACCGAAACUCGCCAGGCAGCGGGAAUCGUAGCUUAUACCGGCUCCGGGCCCAUGCAGCUCUGGCAGUUCCUGCUGGAACUUCUCCUGGACGAGUCGUGUCAGAGUUUCAUCAGCUGGACAGGAGACGGCUGGGAGUUCAAGCUCUCCGACCCUACAGAGGUUGCCAGACGCUGGGGUCGGUGCAAGAACAAGCCCAAGAUGAACUACGAGAAGCUGAGCCGGGGCCUGCGGUACUACUACCACAAGAACAUCAUCCACAAGACCGGCGGCAAGCGCUACGUGUACCGCUUCGUCUGCGACGUGCAGGGCAUGCUGGGC
Molecule: messenger RNA, 1134 nt
Organism: Lepisosteus oculatus (spotted gar)
Lineage: Eukaryota; Metazoa; Chordata; Actinopteri; Semionotiformes; Lepisosteidae
Gene: etsrp
Product: ETS1-related protein
Biological process (GO): regulation of transcription by RNA polymerase II; cell differentiation
Cellular component (GO): nucleus
Molecular function (GO): sequence-specific DNA binding; DNA-binding transcription factor activity, RNA polymerase II-specific
Source: RefSeq, a predicted model, not a curated record